UAUUAUCGUAAACCACAGAAAUACCGUAAUGAUGAGCAUCCAACCAUCAACAACAAUAAUAUUAGAACAAAUGCAACAACAGCAGCAGCAACAACAACAAGAACAACAAUUAAUAAUUAUAACUAUUUAGAGAACAACAGAUGUAGUAACAGUCAUGUCUCCAAUUCCAAUUGCAAUUCCAAUUUGAAUUUGAAUUUGAGUUUGAAUUCAAAUUACGCUUCCCUCGAUCAUGUGCAGGAACAACAGCAGCAUUAUAAUAACAACUAUUACUAUUAUUACAACUACAAUUUGAGCUAUGCCCCACCGCCGGCAGCACCACACGAGUGCCUACUCGGCGGUCCAAAGGGUCGCCUUCAACAAUUGAAGCGUCGCACUCGCCACGAGUUACAACAGUGGCCCCUUCUCAUGCAGUUGGUCGUAUUGCUUCUAUGGUUGCAUGGAAAAUUCUGGCAGAUUAUACGGGAGCAUAUCCUGAUGCAUAGAAGACGCUGGCAUUGAGAUGAAUCGGGCAGUAAGAUCCUAAGCUUAAGUUGACAACAAUUAUGCCACACUCUUAAUUCAAACUUAAACUUCAAUCUCAAUAAAUAUAACCAAAAUAA
Drosophila innubila is the source of this 599-nucleotide messenger RNA. RefSeq lists its product as uncharacterized. The transcript has a single exon. The record is from RefSeq and is a predicted model, not a curated record. The annotation marks the transcript as partial. NCBI's taxonomy places the organism in Eukaryota, Metazoa, Arthropoda, Insecta, Diptera, Drosophilidae.